Messenger RNA from Leishmania mexicana MHOM/GT/2001/U1103, 9153 nucleotides. Its product is annotated as putative protein kinase. Lineage: Eukaryota; Euglenozoa; Kinetoplastea; Trypanosomatida; Trypanosomatidae. The coding region runs from base 1 to 9153 and encodes 3050 amino acids. Gene Ontology annotation, molecular function: protein serine/threonine kinase activity; ATP binding. The record is from RefSeq and is a predicted model, not a curated record. The transcript has a single exon. Gene Ontology annotation, biological process: intracellular signal transduction; peptidyl-serine phosphorylation.
AUGCUACGCUGGGCAGCGCACUUCUUCGGCAAGACGAGCACCGGUGCGGCGGCCGCGACAGACACAAGCGAUGGCGGCACGAGAGAGGCCGCUGUGCACGAGGAGCAGCCUCGUCGCCCGCGUCGUGGGGCCGAUGUGCCGCCGCUGAGGCAGUGGUGGAUUUCCGCUGAUGCGGAAGACUCCUCUGCCGCCGCGGCACGUCCGUCGCCUCCCGCCUCCCUCACCCUUGCAGACGCCGGCAUGGAUGACGACUAUGGCUCUCCCGGGACGCUUGACCUCGCGGCGUCACUAAGCUUUGGCGCAUCGCCUCCUGCUGCGGCGGCAGAAGCGCCAGAAACGAAAGUGGUCAGCGCGAGAAGUGCGGACGUGACGACGGCGCCCACCGCGCACGCUCACGACGACGACGACGACGCCGUCGACGACUUCCUGCGAAAUGUCAUUGCCGGCAAGACAGACAUGCUGCGCAAGCAGCUCGCUCAGGAAAAGCUCGAGGCCGCCGCGGCCGCAGCAGCAGCAGCAGCAGCUAAUCCUGGCCACCUCACCCACAACACCGCCAGCGGCACUCGCGGUGGCGGUGCUGCUCUCGACAAGACCACCAGGCGGAGCAGCACAUCGACGGUUGGAGUCGUGACUGGCGACGGCGCCGCCUCCAUGGGGAGCGCCAUGCACUUGCAGACGUCGAUAAGCACCGUCACCACGACGGCGGGCAGCCCACGCCCAGUGGGGAGGGCGACGGCAAGUCGAGGAGGGAGCUCGAUGGCGGCGACAACGACAACGGGCGCAGCAUUGACCGCUGGAGGCGCCUCGCAGCAGCACUACCCCGCACGCCGGAGUCGAUACGUCAGCUCCGCCGCCCGCUCGCUGCAGGACUACGAGCUGAUUGCCUUUCUCGGCAGUGGCACGUUCGCCGAAGUCACGUUGGCGCGCAACAAGGUCACUGGGAAGUACUUCGCCGUGAAGAAAAUCUCCAAGCAGCGAGUGAAGGAGGAGGGCUGCAUUGAGCGCACCUUCACGGAGCGGCAGCUCCUCGCCAAGCUGCACCACCCCUUCCUCGUGCGCCUCUACCAGGCCUUCCAGAGCCAGACACACCUCUACCUCGUGCUGGACUUUGCACAGGGCGGCGACCUCUACUCGCUCAACAUGCAGCAGCUGUGGCUCCGCAGCAUGAAGCGAAGCCUGGUCAAGAUGCAGUACCCGUACUACCAGACCACCUCUAGCACCCUCACCCCGGCGCUCUCUCCUGCCGCGGCAGCGUCGGAUGCACAGCAACAGCAACCCAAAGCAUCCCCCGUAUCGGCACCAGCGCAUGACGCAGAGCUGACGCCCGGACCGGUCCUCCCAUGUCUUCCCUCCUCCGCCGCUGUGACGCAGCCCACAGAGGUUGUUCCGGGUGCGCAGCGACAGCAACCAAAAGGCAGCAGCGGCACCACAACCUCGGACAGAGACGCAAUCCUUGCAUCUUCCGCCAUGGUUAGAAGUCUGGGGCCCAGCACAGUCAGCAGUGCCUCUCGGUCGAGCAACGCCGUCGCGAACACCGCCACGGGAGAGGCAUUGCCUCUGCCCUCAGCGCAGGACGGUCACGCGAGCGGCGUGGCGGAUGGCGCCCACCAGGUCGUGGUCGCCGUGGCCGACGAGGGGGAGACGGAAGAGGAAGACACGGACAGGACCGAGCUUGACGGCGCCACCGACAACAACCACAGCGUGGCCGAGGCCCCGCCCUCCGCAGUACUGCAGCGGCAGCAGAGGAAGAGUAGGCACGCCCAGCAAGGUGCCGCUGACUGCCUCGGCCGCAACACGCGGCUCCCAACGGACUUGUUGUACUACACGACCGACGCCGUCGACGAGUUUUCCAUCAGCCGCAACGCCGGCAGCGACGGCGCGGCGGCGUCCGAGACCUUCGCGGCGGGCAGCGGCGGAAGCAGAAGCUCGCCGACAACACCCAUCACCUCACGCACGCCGGAGGCCACAAAGUCCGCAGCGGCCAAUGCCGCGGCAGCAGUCGGAGACAGUGCUCCCGCUGCGACCCGAGAUGCCGUAGCCGCAUCCUCGGCGGCUUCGGUGGCGUCUAGUGGCCGCGGGCGGUACCGACUGCUGCGGCGGCGCACGCUUCCCGCAGUCGAGCGUGACGGUGGUGCUCGCGGCGGUCGUUCUGUGUGUCCAUCCUCUUCCUCAUCGGCUGAUGAGGAUAACGGCAAGGGCAGACGGCGGCGAGAUACCGCUGACAAGGACGGCCGUGGCAGCUCUGCCGACUCGGCGCGGCAGCUAGCGUGGAAGCCGCGAGGCGUAGCGGUCACAAGCCCGACCACUCAGGCUGGGGCGGCUGCGCCUCGGCGCCUGCCAUCCCCUGCGGCAUCCACGCCAAGUCGACAAGCCCCCACCGGUAGCGCCAGCGGCGUGUCUACCGCGACGAACAGUACCGCGUUCCCAUUCGCCACGAGACCGUCGGGCCUCACGACGACCGACUUGGCCACGCCGCGGACGCAGGUGCCACGGUCACAGCCACCUGUGCACCUCCAAUACGACGAGAGGAGAAGUAGCGGCGGCCACAGCAACAACGGUGGUGGCGGUGCGGACGAGGCACUGCGAGACGGCGAAUUGUCUUCGGCGAUGACGGUGCCCGCGACGAGCGCCGCAGGUGGCACCAGCGCGGCUGACGCGCAGAGGAGAAAGACAACCAAGAGCGCGUGGCCGCCGGCCACGGAGGCGGAGCAGCCGCGGCUUGCCAGCGAUAACAGCCACACCGCGACCAGCGCCACAAGUGCAGCUGCAACGUCACCGCCGAGAGGGCAAGGGGGAAAGGCGAAGGUCGUCAGCGACAGGGGCGAGGGCAGCAGCGACAGUAGCCGCCACGCACCCGAGAAAAAGGCUGCCGAGUCGCAUGAUGCGUCGGAGGCUGCGGCCGACCAGCGCUCCCUCUCCACGGACAUCACCGACGCAGCGAAGUUGCUUUCGGCCACCGCGACGACGAUGUCCUUCGCUGGUGCGACCGCGGCGCAGGACGCGGCCGCCCCAGCCGCUGCGCUUCGGGUCGAUCUGGCCGCGCCGUUCCACCAGGUUGCGAUGGAGAGCAGCGCGAGUGUGCUGCGGACGCUGCCGAGCGCGGAGUUUGCGCCUGACGAGGUGCAUCGGUUCCCGCUGCGGCUCAUCGCCUUCUACGCGGUUGAGGUGGCGCUCGUGCUGCAGUACCUGCACCGUGAAGGUUUUCUCUACCGCGACCUAAAGCCGGAGAACAUUUUGAUGCGCAGCGACGGGCACGUGAUGCUGACGGACUUCGGCGUCGCGAAGUACCGCAAGGGUGCCGCCAUUAUGCCAUCAGGGAGCGGCGACGGCGCCCACGGAGAGGUUGCAAGCAGCCCCUCUUCGGGCGCCGGUGCUGGCACCGAUGGCAGGGCAAACAGCUUCACCGGCACGACGCAGUACAUGAGCCCGGAGAUGCUGCGUGGGCAACCGCACGACUCCCGCACCGACUGGUGGAGUUACGGGUGUCUGCUGUUCGAGUGGGCGAAUGGGCGCAAGGCCUUCAACGCACAGAACCAGUUCGCGCUCUUCCGCUCCAUCGUAGAGGAGGACGUGAAGAUCACCGCAGAGGACUACCGGCUCACGCCGCUGGAGGUGCACACACGCGUCGCACAGCUGCACUACCGCGCGGAGGAGGUGCGGCUGGCGUACGAGCAGCGGCUGGCGCGGCGGAUGCAGCGCAGCUUCACGCCAUUGUCGCAGUCCACAAGACUGCCACCGACGCCGUCGGCCCUGAGAGCCGAGGUCACCUACAACCCCAGCAACCGCAGCUUCGAUGUGCAGCUGCGCUCUCCAGCGAUCUCGGCCAUGUCCUUCGCGCAGUCCGGCAUCGACGGCGCCGGCGCAGCGGCGGAGGGGGCGGAAGAAGCACUGACGAACGACGCAGUGAAGGGCUGCACCCCGCAUCAGAAGGAUUCCCGUCACCGUUCACCGCCUCUGGUGCCGCCGUCCGACGCUGCAGCCACACACGCCACCCCGCACCAACAUCCCCACCGUCGCCUACACAGCUAUAGCUACGUGUCGCCGCACGCCACAGCAGCGGUGCAGAGCGCAUCUGUGGCGGUGCGGCUGAACGAUUCCUUCACGAACCAGCUCGGUGCGCGGGCCGUAUCCAGGACUGCCAGUGCGGAGGAAGACACUCACGGACCGUCGCCGCAGUCGACGCUGAACGACUCCUUCGCCGGCAUGGAAUCCAACUCCGUCGUGUCGCUCGGUGGAGCGCCGACGAACCUAUCCAUGCGUCUGGCCACCACCGAGGACGGCGUCAUCGCUGCGCUGCUCUCGACCACCUCUUCCUCGACGGCGGUGCACCUCCAGCACCAGCAAGAGCAGCAGGAGCGGCAUCGCCGCCAUCAGCGGCGCCGACUGCGCCUCUCCUGCCUCAACCUGGACGAUGCGACCCGCGACCGCUACAUCGACAACGCCGUCGCGCAGAUGGCUGAGGCUCAGGCGCUGCUGCGCGACCUGACGAUGAAGCUGCUGGACCGCCGCAUGGAGCACCGCCUCAGCGGCGAGGCCGUCCUGGAGCACCCCUUCUUCACCUGCCCGUACAUUGUCUCGCAGCUGUACUACGAUGUGUAUCAACAGCGUGUCCUGUCGACGGAGAUGCGCCGCUCCGUGCGCGCUGCCUUCGGCUCCAACAACUUCCCGGCCGACCUCAUGGCGCCGACGUGGGAUGGGACGCUGCAGCAGCCCAAGACGGCCACCGCUGCUGCUGCUGCCACGUCUGUCUCGCACACGCACAACCCCUUUCUGGAGAUUCCGCUGCCGUCGCAGACGCGGCCGGAGGACUGGCGCGAGCUCUUCAUGGAGCGCCGCAUUCGGGCCCCCUACGCGCCACGGCUGCGCACCCGCGACGACCUGCGCUACUUUCCGGCUGCGGUGACGGCGACGGGACUCUCCGCCGCGGCGGAGCAGCACCGCCGCAUCAAGAAGGUGAAGGAGCAGCAGAGGGAGCUGAUGAUGAUGCGCGCCAACAUGGUAGUGGCGACCGCCCCGAACAACAGCCUCAGCAGCGCGAGCUUCACAGCAACCCUGUCCUGCCCAAACACGCAGCUGCCGGCGAACGUCAGUGGCAGUGGCAGUGGUGGUGGCAGUGGUGGUGGUGGUGGUGGCUCAGUCGUUCUUGUGCCCCUCGAUGCGGAAGCGGCGCAACAGGUGCAGCAGCUUCUGGUGGCGAGCGCCAGCAGUCUCAGUCUGCACCAUCGAGAUCUCGCCUCUCCUCUGCCUGAGCUUGACCCCGCCGAAGAAGAGGCAGCCGCGCACACCAAUGGCAUGAGAACCGCUCUGGCAAUGUCCCACGCGGUCGCCGCACCAGUCACGCUCACGUCUUCCGGUGCUGGCGUAGCGGUCGCCACGCUGGCUCCCAGCUCUCAGGGGCCGACGGAGAUGAUGCAGCCGCUGCAGCUGCCCGAGGUGGAGGUGAUAGCAGCCGUCACCCCUGACUUUGGCGAUGCUUCACCGUCGCACAAGAGACUGGCCGAUGUGUCGGCUCAGAGCUCCGCGGCCGGUGAUGCCCGAGGGGCAGACAUCGCGGAGGAGGCGCAGCUCGACACGGGGGGGAAGACAGCUACCAGAACGGCGGUGACUAUUACGUCAGCGCCGGUUGUUGAGCUUCGGCCAGAUCUCUUCGACCGCGCUGCGACGCUACCGCAGAGCUUCGUGGAUGCCGCGCUGGCGGUGGCGGCAGCAGCCCAGAAGAAGCAGCAGCAGCGCUCUGCAGACCCCGGUACUGCCCCUGUGGAGACUCAUCGCAGCAGCACUGGAGGCGUGGCAGCGGCCGAGACAACUUGUGUCUCGGCCUCCACUGACGCAGCGCGCAACACCAGCGCAGAGAGGAGCACCUUCGCCGCAACGCCACCGACUUCACUUGUGGCUCUGCCGCAGCAGCAGCCGGCCAGGGUGGAUGGCGCAGUGCUCAACAGCUCUGUGCUGCCCACAGGCCGCGAGAUGGCCUACGCUGCCGACGGCCGUGCCGACGGGCGACUGAGCAGAACGCUCUCAACAUGUGGUGGCGCUGGUGCGCACAGUACGGCAGACGCGGAGGCGGUCGUGGAGGACGCGGAGAAGGCACACGCCGAGGUGCUGAUAGACGAGGACGAGAGUCAUGAUGGCGGUGGUGGGUACUACGAGCAGGAUGCCCUCGCCGAGGACGACGCGCACGCGGUGGACGGCGGCGAUGAUUCUAGAAUGGCGGAAGAGGAGGCAGCCGCCGCAGCCGACAUGACGAGCGAAACAGAUAUCACCACGGUUGCCGCGGUCAACUCGACGAUGGAGGCUAGUAGCUUCGAAGACUCCCAUGCGAGUGUGCGGCUGCCGACGCCGACGCCGACACGACGCGGCGCGUUGGCCAAAUCGUUUGGAGUGGUUAGCAGCCCCGGGACGAGCGUGUGGGGGAGCAGCGCUGCACACCCACUCUCUCCCGGCGUCGGCAGCGUCGACGUGGAGGUGAUGAACAACGACGACGACAACAACCUCUGCCGCCGCGGCAGCGUAUCGGCCACCAGUCCGCCUUCUAUCGUGCCCGUGGAGGUGCCACCGGCGGCCAAGAUUUCCCCUGACCUGCCCAGCCACAGCGGCGAGAUGCACUGCGACCUCAACGCCUUUGCAAUGUCGUCGGUCUCCUCCACGACCCCCACGCUCUUCGACGACUCGCAGCAGUCGCUGUCGACCAGCCUCGGCCCCAGCGGCGCUGGCGGUCCGUACGGUACGAGCAGCGCGUGGACGACGCCAUCGUCUGCCGACACACAAGUUCCUGAGCGGGAGUAUCAACGCCGAGUCCACCACCAUCGCCGUCCGCUGUCGUCCGCCGACAGCAGUGGGAACCAAGACAUGCCGGACGUAUCGCCGCGCAUGCUACCGUUGCCGCCGUCCCUCGCGCACCGUGAAGAGAGUCAGCCGCAGCCCCCGGAAAAGCUGUCGUCCGCUGCGACGUCCUUCGAGAACGCCUUGCUUCCCGCAACCACCUCGUCCUCCAGCACCACCAACACCACACCCUUGGGGACUAUCAUGAUGAUUCAGUCCACUGAGCUGACGGGUGUUGGCAGAUCGCUUAGUGCCGCCACCACCACAGCAGGUACCGCAAGUGACGCCGCGCUGUCGUGCACCACGUCGCCAGCGGCGCUGCAGGCGCCGGCGGCCGUCCGUGACGGUACCACAGCCGUCGGCGGUGUCAAGGCCUCGCCGGAGAGCCCGUGGGGCAGGGAACUGCAUAGUACUGUUGCUUCGCGUUCUGGCGGCCCGCAGACCCCGGUCGCAUCCUCCGCCGUGGCGCGUCGUGAUCCACACCCAUCAGGCGCGGCUGCAGCCGCGGUCACAAGAGUGGCGACCAUGAACAUCGACCACGACGUGGCUGAUGAUAACGACGAUAACCGCGAUGUGGGGAUAGCGGACGAGGAGGGCUACGAGAGAAGUGGUGGUGAGGAGCACAGCAGCGGCGACGACGGCAGCGGUGACACGAUGACCACCCCCGUCAGCUCAAGCGGAGGGCAAGACGAGGACGAUCGGAAGAGUGACCCCAGUGAAUUGGGCGACUCAGCACGGCAACCGAUGCUGUCCGCGCCAGCCAGUUCACGUGGUGCGAACGUCCCCGGGAGUGAGCGCAACGCGGACCCCAUGCUGUUCAUUCUGGACUCGUCCGCGUCCUCCGUCUCCACGACGACGUCCAGCUCGGUGCACGCCUCCUCCAUGUCCUCGGGCACCUCGUCGACAAGCUCGCAGGGUGACAGCAACAGGGCCGCCGCGAUGUAUCCCACAACCACGCGCCCACCAAUGGCACUGCUGGCUGGGGCCGACCGUGGCGGCGGUGGCGGUCCCUCCGGCACCAUCAGCGGGUCCCGACAACGCGGCGACAUCAUCUCCUCCUCUCCCUACGACACACCGUGGUCGCUCGACGCUCGCAUCGGCAGCCGCAGCGGUGGUGAUGAUCACCGUCGCCGCAGCAGCGACCAGUCCAUCCCGCAUCGGUACACUCACCUCGGUCGCGACGCUGCGCACGGUGGUGUCGGCAUGAGCCUGCCCUUUGCCGCCACAGAUGUGACGGUAGCUGUGAGCCCGACCAUGUACGCGGCCCUCUCGGCAAACGCGCCGCUGUCCGUAGAGAGCAGCAACAGCCGGCUCUUCAGCACCGCGGGUACCUCCUCUCUCAGCAUCGGCACGAUCGGUGGCGGCGCUAGCGACGCCGCAGGGUUUCUUGGGCCGCUGACGACCACGCUCUCUGGUGUCGCGUACAACGUCGAUGACGAGGCUAGCAUGAGCGCCUUUGCAGCGACGUCGGUGAUGCAGGUCGAAGGCGGCGACGCCGACAGCGGCGCAGCAUCGACGCCGCCAUCCAGCUACGGCAGGCGCGGUCAGGGCAGCAAGGAUGCCGUCGGGGCCACCGCCAGCAGCGGUGCCGGCAGCCCUUCAGCCGCGGGUCGCCGACGAGACGUGCAGGCGAUCUGGGCGCAGCAACAACGCAAGCGAAUCGCCCGCGAACUACAGCAGCAGCAGGAGGAACCGGAUCCCUCGGCGGCAGCGUCGCUGCUGUGCGAGGCCGGCGAUGAAAGCGGUCGUCGGGACAUCAGUGACAGUGGAGGAUGGUGGUCGUAUUGGUCCAAACACAGCAGCAACGACGCCACCAUCUCCUCUACAGGCAAGCUCGUCGGUGUCACCUCCAAAGACGGCUGUGCUGCAGCUCAGCACCGGCGGAUGCACUUGGGCGUGCCAUACGACUACAGCACCGGCGACGAUGACAAGGAUGAUCCCGCUGCCGCGGAGCGGUGCGGUAGCUCGUCGAAGCGGCAGUCCUGUUCCGCGAAAAGCGGCGGUGAACAGGGCUGCAGUGAUGGUCGAGGUGCCAAGAGAGACCGCGGGAACUUGGCCUUGACAAGCUGGGGCAACGAAGGUGGUGCGGACGGCCGGACCGGUGCCACUGGCGACGGCAGCAACAGCGGUGGCCUCAGCAGCUUGGGCGCGGGGGGUGGCGGGUUCGACCACUUUCAGAACUUUUCCUUCACCUCUCCACAGAUUCUUCAGCAGUACCUUACCUCCUCCUCCGGCGGCGGCGGCGGCGACGUUGACGAGGGAGGGCAACGUCCGCACCACCAGCGACUUCGUCGUGGUCGCCUGGACAGCGGCGACUCUGGAGAAUCCUGA